Messenger RNA from Cheilinus undulatus (humphead wrasse), 9838 nucleotides. RefSeq names its product ankyrin repeat and fibronectin type-III domain-containing protein 1 (gene ankfn1b). Bases 266 to 4387 code for a protein of 1373 amino acids. Gene Ontology annotation, cellular component: spindle. Gene Ontology annotation, molecular function: protein binding. Gene Ontology annotation, biological process: regulation of establishment of bipolar cell polarity; signal transduction; establishment of mitotic spindle orientation. Lineage: Eukaryota; Metazoa; Chordata; Actinopteri; Labriformes; Labridae. The transcript has 24 exons. The record is from RefSeq and is a predicted model, not a curated record.
UGUCGUGUAGUGCUUGUGCUCACUUUGUCUGAAGAAUAAUGCCCAGAAAAAAAAGUUUGUGCCAACGGUACAAAGAUUUUCUUUGAAGCAGAACGUCAGAAGGUUAAGGAGCUAGUUGGCGUUAGCUAACCCUGACACAUUAGUGGACGGGGACGGACAGGAAAGAAGACAUUCCUCGUGGAGAAGGUGAAAAACAGAAGCCACACUGUAAGAGAAGGCCUAGAAACCCAAAACUGGGGAGCCACUGGAGCCUCAGGGUGCUGGAAUGGAGCAGCUCAUCGAGUCACUGGAGAGAAAGCUGCAGAGACCCCUUCUGGCCAAGUCCCGCACUCUUCCCAGCAUCCCCCAGUCCCCCACAGUCUCCAGGGUCCACCACUCUGAUCUCAUUGGUGGGAGUCCUCCUCGCAGGAAGAACCCGCCCACCACUAGCAGCCACCCAAAGGCCUGCACCCUGCCGCCUGCAGGUGAGCUGUGGCGUUUGGAGGAUGACAUGGAGGGCGAAGACGAGCCCCAGCAUGGAUUGUGCACCGAGGCACGCCCUCGUUCCCAGUCGCCAUUUUCCCACUUCAGAGCACGAGCUGCUUACCUCCGCAAGAGCGUCUCGGCAGACGAUCACCUAGACCUGGGCUCUGAGAACAGUCCUGUGAUGGCAGUGGAGGGCAAACCAAACCGGGGCAACAAGGGGAAGCUGAAGAGGAAGUUUAGCCUGGGCUCAGCUGAUCGGAAGGAGAAUCAGAACAAGAAGUCAGAGUCUGGGAUCUCCAAGUUUACCCAUCGUCUCUCCUUGAAAGAACGUGUGCCCAAGACGGAAAAGGCCUCAGACAGACCCUCAUCCUACAGGAGAAGAUCUCUAAGCGUGGACUGGGCUGACACUGCCAAGAUGACGCAGCCCAUGAGGGGGGACCAGGCCCACCAGCCGGCCCCAGCCCGCAAGGCGGCCAGCUUGUCCUCGCCAAGCGCGGCCCGCCGCCUUUACCGCAACUUGUCUGGAAAGUUCCGUGUGGGCACCAACCCCCCUGCCCUGGAGGACAGCGUGGUGUCAGGACGGGGGGGAGACAAGGAGAGACUGCGUAAAACCACCAUAUUCCAAAGUAAUGAAGCAUUGUUUGAGGCCGUAGAGCACCAGGAAUUGGACCUGGUUCAGCUGCUUCUGUCACAGUACAGUCUGGAGGAGCUAGACCUCAAUACCCCCAACAGUGAAGGCCUCCUGCCCCUCGAUAUCGCCAUCAUGACAAACAAUGUACCCAUGGCCAAGCUGCUGCUACGAGCGGGUGCAAAAGAGAGCCCCCACUUUGUAAGUUUGGAGGGCCGAGCAGUACAUUUGGCCACCUUGGUGCAGGAGGCUGAGCAGCGAGUGUCCGAGCUCCAGGCCCAGGUUCGAAGCGAGGGUCCUGCUGAGCGGGAGGGAUCGGACCGGGAGAGGCAGCUGAAGGCCUGGGAGUGGAGGCUGCAGCUCUUUAGACGCAUGCAGACAGGUUUCGAGCAUGCUAACCCUCCAGACGCUCCCAGUGUAGUUCGCUUGUCGGUCAGCAGCAGCACCAGUCUGAGGGUGGACUUCCAGGAACCGCAAUGUGUCAAUUCUGCUGUGGUUACCAAGUACAAAGUGAGCUGGAGCAGCGCUCCUUCAUUCAGUCCUUUGCUGGGUGAAACUGCGGUUGAAGACACCAAUCUUCUGCAGGGAAACAUCACAGGAUUGACUCCUGGGACCUAUUACUACGUCCAGGUGUCAGCCUACAACAUGAAGGGCUGGGGACCACCACUAGUUUCGACCCCUUCCUGCGCUGCACCUUCCAGUUGGAGGGAUAUCGAUGGUCGCGCUCCACGUCAGAGAGGCCAGAAGGAGGCACUAGACCAGCUCCUGGGACAGAUAAAAGAAGCUCACCGCCACUGUGUCUGCCAUGAGCAGUGCAAAGCUCCAACACAAGGGAGGAAGCAUUCAGUAUCCAAAAGUCUGCGCCACCUCUUCCAAACGAACAGCAAAUUUGUAAAAAGCUUGAAAAGAGGUCUAUAUUUGACCACCAUAUUCUACCGAGACGAUAAUGUGUUGGUGACGCCAGAAGACCAGAUUCCUAUUGUGGAGGUUGAAGACUCCUACCCCAGCUCUCUUAUGCAGGACUUCCUCUGGUUUACUAAGGUAUCAUAUCUAUGGGAGGAGAUCCCCUGGCUACAGCAGUGUCUCAGUCCUUCCCAGUCAUCUUGCUCCUGCACUCUGCAGACUCGCCUCAAGAUGCUGCAGGCUGUCUCACAGCUACAGGGCAUGCUGGGUACCCAGGACCUUGGUCAGGUGUAUUUUGAGCCUAUCAAAGACAAACACGGUAACGCCUUGCUGGUGCUCCUGAAAGACAUGAACACCUGUCCCAACCUGGAUGGCGUUCGCUGGACGCAACUUUGCAAACUGCAGCUCCAACGGAAGUCCAUCUCGUCCCCUGAUGAGCCCACCGCCUUGGACAUGCUCCUAAUCACACUCCAUGAGAAGCUGGCGUACCACAGGCGGAGCAGGAAGAUGCUGUCUCCAGGUUUAUACCUGGGCUACCUGAAGAUGUGUACAUCAGUGGAGCAGAUUAGAGCGCUGGUGCCACAGAAACUCCCAAAUGUCCUCUGUCACACAAAAAUUCGAGACAACUGUAAUGUGUCCAGAGAGGAGUGGCAGUGGCUGCAGGCUCUUAGCUCUCUAGAUGAGUCGCUGGAAAUGGACCGUGAGGAACAGAGUGCUCCACAUCGCCUCCUACAGGACCUGCGCGGUGCCAUAAAGGACCUGAUGGCACACAUCAAUGUCCCGGGCAAUCAGGUGCAGGAAUUCCGUAUCUACAGCCAGGAAGUGGUGGAGUUUGGUGAGAAAGUGUCCUUCCUGCUUCUUCUCCCACCCUCAGAUGAAGUUUGUACAGCUCCUGGUCAGAAUAAUCCAUACUCUCCUCGCUCUGGUUUCCUCACCCUGCCCCUGCAGAUCUUUGAACUUGUCCACUUUAAUGCAUAUUGCCCCAGUUUCAUCGGUCAGUACUGCAGAGUGUCAGCUCUGCUGGAGCUGGAGUCCCUCAUGUCCCAGCAGGCUUUGAGAGAGGCAUUUUCAGAGGCUGAGCUAAAUGCUGCGAAGAAAAAACAUCAGCAGGUUCAGGAACACAUUCAGCAAAUGGAAGAGGUGUGGCGUGAUGCAAGGUGGAUCAUGGAUGCCUUACAAUAUGCCCGCUACAAGCAGCCAACAGGAGGAAUCUCCAUAAGCUGGAUUAUCGACUUCUCCAAGGAAGUGUUGCCAGAGAAGCCUCCCUCCACUUCCUCUCAGCCUGACUUCAUGCCCUCACCCAUGCCUUCACCUGAACCCUGCCGCAAGCACUCAGAUUUUGCUGGGUUAUCAGAUGAAGAGGGUUCCUCAGAGGUCUUCCUAACCACAGACAGUGACUACGACUCAAGCCGUGCCCAGAGUCCCCGUGAGCUCGACCUGUUGCCACCUUCACCCCUAUCAUGCUCUGCGCCAUUAGAGCCCCGUGGUUACCUCCGGAGUGAUGGAAGCAGCUCAGGAGGAGUGAUGUGUCUUGGCGGGAGUGGGCGCGGAGGGGGAGCUCUGAGGGAUUCCACGCCAGAUGUACUCCAGGCCUCAGAGCCGCAACAUGUGAGGGAAAGUGAGCGCUGUGGUGGGGGAGGAGGAGGAGGGGGAGUUCGUUGUGGAGGGGAAAGGCGAAGGGGAGCUCCUGAGCUGUUUGACAGUGACUUCAUCCUCCCCAGCCGGCAGAUCGAGCUGCUGCACAUCACAGAGAAGAGGCAGGCCUUCUGUGUGAGAACCAGCAGCCUGGAGUUCCCCUCCUCCACUUCGGCACAUCACCAGCCUUACUGCCACCACACCAACUUCCCCUCUCCGUCCACCUCACCACAGCGAAGGUGGCACAGGCCGUCAUCGGUGGACCGCUGUUGCUCUGCUGAACACUGUCUACCGCAAAUCCCGCCAGCACGUACGUUAUCGGAGGACAGUGGCACUCAAAGACUCUCCUCGCCAUCUCCUGCUGCCCACAGGAAGGGAUGCCAUACCACGCUUAGAGUGUACCCACAGUACCGCACAGGUCUGCCAAAGGACACCAGUGUUAAGCUUUGUGUAACUCCUGGAACAUCGGCGCAGGAGAUGGUCCAUCUGGUGGUGCAGGAGAUGAACGCAGUGUCUCGGCGCUUGCUUGGUAACAACGGAGGAGGAGAAGGGGAUCAGGAGCAGUGUGUAUGCUACAGUCCUGAACAAUUUAAGCACUUUGGCCUUGUUCUGGUUUUGGACAAUAGAGAAAAAUGGCUCCAGGAUGAUUUCUGUCCUCUGGAGCUCCAAAAUCCUUGGCUGAGGGGGAAACUGUGUGUACGCAUAAAGGAGUAUUCACCGUUAGCGCUCAAACACAGUCGGGCCACAACAGUGUGAGUGUUUGAGAGGUCGUGUGGAUUCUACUCUUAAAUUAAGGAACUAUUGUACAAAAAUCCUCCUUGACUUGAUGAUAUUUUCUCUUCUACUGUGGUGUCACCAUCCACAACUGCAGCUAUGACAUAUUUUCUGCUGUGCUCAUGAUAUCUGACAGGCCUCUGUUACCAUGAAAUGUGCUCCAAUGUACAUAGGACAUUUUUUAUACAGAUCAGAGACUCUCAUAUGGACACCAAAUGAACUAUUAACAAAUAGAACAAAGAGAAAAGAAUUUAUGCUGUCGGAAAUCAUCACUAAAAGUAUUUUGAUGCUGAGUGACAGAAAUGGGGCGACACUUUGAUUCCCAGGAUGAUUGAUGGCCUUGCAAGUUGCCAAACGACAUGGGUAGCAUCUUGGCCUCCCCCGCCACACGUGGGCACGGCUUUUCCUCUGAACUCUCUCAUUGUGUCGUUCCCCAAAGAGCUGUUCGCUGCUGCUGCCUGGCCCCAUGUUCCCAGGAUGUGGGCUCUGGACCCGGCUCAGAGGGCAGGAAGGAAGGGAAAGUACCAAAGGGGGGGCUGGCGUCUUCACUUGGGGACGCACUCAGCCGACGUUUUGGCCUGUCAGUCAACUGCUCUUGGCCACCAUUAAUGUCUGGUGGCAACAGCCAAAAAAGGGAGAGAGAGUGUGAGGGCAAGGAGGAGGGUGGAUCUUUUGAACCUGAACCACUGAAGCUCUUUCCUUACCUUUUUGCAACAACAACUCCUCUGUAUAUUAGACUCAGUCUUACUGUAGCUAAAAGAUAAGAUCAUCUCACAUAAUAAAACCAGCUCAUUUGGAUACCUGAGACAAAAGGAAAACAAGCAAUACUUAACUCUUUUUGUUAGAUGGAGAGAGGCAUGCUAUCCUUCCACAAAUGUGCUGAGUACAUCUGAAGUACUGUAGUCAUGCCGUGCUAGAAGUUAACCAGUCCAGUGUUUUUGUUGUGUUUGCUUCAGUGGUUUUCCCAGAUGCAUCAGGAAUCGGUGCCCGUCAGUCUAGAGCAGGCUCUCCCAAAGGGAUUCUGGUGUGAAAGGGAUGACUCAAGUUGUUAAGAGGCCUGGUGUUUGUUAGUAAGAAAAAUACCAUGUAGUGCAGGCUGUCUCCUAAAAUGCCUCAAAAUGAGUUCCAUAUAAAAAAGAUCUUACUAUAAUGAUUAUAGUCAGACAGAGCCCCUUAUGUGCUAACAGCUACAAACUGUCCUGUGGAGGUCAGUUAAAUGAAAUCAUCAUAAAAUUAGGACUUUAAUUAUCUCACCGAGUUAAAGAAUAAUGAAGACACAAUUGAUGCAGCCGUCCUUGGAGGAAAGGUAGAGCUAGCGUGUGUAUUUUUGCUCAGUUUUGUUUCCCUUACCUUAGAAAUUGUAACUUUAAAUAAAGUGCACACAAAACAGAAUUAUCCUUUAUCCUGUUUUGGGAUGAAACACAAUUAAAGUGCAUUAAAGAUAAGGCUUCAGCCAGUUGACAAUAUCAUAUAGCUAUUAAAAGGCCAUAACAUUAUUUAUUUUCACUUAGUAUUUUUUAAGAUUGUUUGACAAAGCAUUGACAAUGUUAAAAAUAAUAUAAACAGUUUGUAUCAUGAUUAAAAAAACAGACUAUUGUAGUAAAAAAAAAUACAGGCAAAAUAAAGCUAUAAUAAUUCUGCAUGUGUCCAUUUAUAAUGUAGUGUCCUGACAGCAUGCAAGCGAUACAACGCAAUGCCAUGCAAAGCAGCACAACGGUUUUCCCUUAUCGCCCUGUUCCUAGUUUCCUCUCUGUCGCUGACGUUGAGGCGGGAGAAGAAGAAUGAAAAAAGUGCAUACCAAGGCAUAAUGACUGUCGGACAAAAUACGUCCUUGAUUUUCUUUCACCUUCCUUGCUCUGCAGAGCUUAAUAGUACCCAUGUCAGUGUUUAAAAUAUAUUGUGCUCUGACUUGUGUCAACAUGGAGGCAAAACUAUUCAGCUCAAAGCUGACAAAUGCUAGUCAAUGCAAAGCACCACUUCUCUUUCAGCAUAAAAGCAAUAGAUGGUGUAUUUUUUUUACAAGAAUAAAAAUCAAAAUCAUAGGGCAGUGAAUCAAGUGUGGACAGUGAGUGUGGGAUGUUGAACACUAUUCCUGAUGCUCACUUCCUGUCAGGACACAGUGUUAGACACAGCCAGUGUCUCCCCACACAUUUAACUGACUUCAGUAUUCCUGUAGCUGCAAACUAGCUAAUUUACUAGCUAACAAGUCAACAAUCAUUGUCAGACUUGGAGGUAAUGAUGCAUAUUAUGAGGGCUGUAGUGAUGCUUUAUUUUUUAAACUGCUGAAUGAUCUUGAGCUUAUCUAGGGUUUUACACUGAUAACAGACUAUGUUACAUGAAAACCCACCAGGUUAUUUUCCUUAAAGAAAGUAUUGCAGAAUUUAAAAACAUGUAUACACAUUUUACAACUUUGUAGAAGUAACAGACUUGAAUUUCACCACUGGGUAGUCCAAAAGCCACCAUACAUAAAAAUUACACUCACUGAUCUCUUUAGGAGGUAUGGACCUUUUGCAGACUCAUCACUCUUGUGGCAACAGCGGAAGUGCCACUGUUGACAUCAGGCUGCUAAGGGUUUUAGAUGGUUAUUAUGUUCUAGGUGUAUUUAGGAGCAAUAAAGUAACAGAAAGCAACAAAAUAGCAUCAGCCCACUUGACUCAAAUGUCGGUGUCUGUAUCAUCUUCGCUUACAAACAGAGAAACUUGUGAAGAGCAGACUGAAAGAGAUGUUUCUCUGUACACAGGCAGUAAUCUUAAGAGCAUACAGAAGCCUUAAUACCUAUACCUAUCAAUCAGACUACACUCACGACCGUUUCAGACUGUCUGCAUGCCACGGCUGUCAGCUCCAGCAAGCACCAUCACAGUUUUCAUAACAGACACAUGUGGGCUGCGAGUUAGUUGCGUCUCCCUGCUGUCACAGCCCUGGCUUUCUUUACAAGUUCACCUCAAUAAAUGUUCCUACAAGUGUGUUGAUUCUGGGAAAACUAAGAACAAGAACAUUCUGUAUAAGGAGGGGAUUUUCUCCAAGGAAAUCCUUAACCAGGCUUUUACUCUGAAAAUCCCAAACUGGAGGUGUGCUUUGUUUAUCUUGUCUGUGACAGAUUCUAGCUGUGUGGAAACAGAAAGCUUUAUCACUAGUUGAAGUUUUGCAUUCUGCAGCUGAGAAUGUACAUAUUUGCUACAACACGGUAAAAUCCAAUUUCUAUUUUGGCCAAGAGACACGUGCGGCUCGUGGGAGAAAUAGGCAAGCUCUCUAUUCUCUUGAUUCUCCGUAUAUGUGAGACAUGCAUAUCAGGCGUGUGAGACAGUGCUCACACAGGCAGUCUUAAAUCCCUGACUUGUUAACAUCUGACCCAAAAUGAAUAUUAAACUGUGUUGCACACCCAGUCUGAACCAGGCUUAAGCAGCAUUUGCGAGUACUCUUUCUGUCUUCAGCAUCUCAUUCUGCUCAAAGUCACCUGUAAACAGAAUCACCUUUUCAACUGCAGUACCGAUGUUUGCUAGCAUCAACUUAAGCUUAUCCACUGCUUCUGUGACAUAUGUGCUGUUGCUAUGAAGAAUGAGUUGUUCACAACCCAUAGAAUGAUUUGCAGGUAUCUAAUACUGACAUUUCAAGUCUUCUGAAAUUUCCAUGUACAAAUGUGUACUACACAGAUAACAUUCAGGAAUUUGUGGCCAGGAUAACUGAUUUAUCAUUAGUGUCCAGUGAGUGGCAUGCAGCGUUUGCAGUCCAGACUGGACCAAUGCCAGACAGAGCAGAUAGAUGUUCAACCAGCAAUUUUACCAACCAAUCACACAGCAGCAACUAAUGCAUGUAGGCAUGUUAAAAAAGACAAGAUGAUGUGCUAAAUUUCAAACCGUGCAUCAGAAAGGGUAAGAAAGGUGAUUUAAUUACUUUGGAUGCUCCAUUGUUGGUGAUCUGGCAGACUUUUGUGUUGUUUAAGAUAAAUUCUGACUCUUCCAUUUAAAUGUUACAGGAGAAAUCGAGGCUCAGCAGAUCAGGUGCAUUUUUCCAGCCUUCUAGUGUUUAAUUUUAGUGAAUUGCAGCCUCAGUUUCCUUAUCUUAGCUGACAGUAGUAGCACCUGGUGUGGUCUUCUGCUGCUAUAUCCCAUCUGCAUCAAGGUUAGAUAUCUGCAUACUUGUUGUAAUGAAGGUUUAUUGGACUUAUUAUAGCCUUCAUCAGCUCGAUCAAGUCCAGUUAUUCUUCCCCUGACCUCUGCCAUUAACAAGGCACUUUGGCUCAGAGAACUGCUACUCAUUUUGAUUCUUGGUUUGAACUUCAGCACAUCUCUUGACAUGUCUCCAUGCCCACAUGCAUUUGGCUGCUGCCAUUUGAUCAGCUGAUUGGAUAUUUGUGUUAAUGUACAGUUGAAUAGGUAUGGCUAACAAAGUGAUGAAUGAGUGAAUGGCCAGUUUAGUCUACACUGGGUGUUUCUAACAUGUAAAAUUGGAUAUUAUGAGUUCAGAAUUUGCCACACACAUACGUAUACUAUGUGAUGUCUUACUUUACACAAGCAGUAUGGAAGUUUGCAGAUUCAGACACAGUCAGAGUCGACAGAUGAGCUGCAGCUCCUGUAUUGAGUUCAAUUUUUUCUCCAAAUCUUCGGGGGCAUUUUUUGUCGAAACCCUCCUUUUCCAGCUAUAUUUGAGAUUUUGUGCCAAGAUUGAAUUUCUCUGUUCACACUAUUAAGAGUGUGAAAAUCUCACAACAAUACAUUUUAACAGAGCAGUCUGUUGUGUUAACACUGAACUCCACAUCUCACACUCAUAGAGACUACAAGAUGAUGGUUUUAUUUUUUUAACAAACAUAUUUUAAAACAUACGUUUUUUUGUUCUGCUAUAAAACACUGAGCGGGCUCGGCGUCAUCAUACCAUGAUAAUAAUCUGCAGCUUUUACAAAUGUAGCACCAGAACCUUCAAAAUGAGGAGAGAGCGGCAGGUUAAGCUGGCGAACCUGUCCUCAGUUUUUGUAGCAUUCCAGGUUCAGGAAGUGGAAGAGAUAAAAUGGCGCCUUUAAAAGUGUUUACAGAGAUUUUAGUUUCCUUUACACAUUUGAAAAUGUGUUUACUUGUAACUACUGUACAAAGAUGUCUUCAGACAAACUGAUGUUGUGAGCUGUGGUUGGUUUUACUAAUGGCUUAAACUCUUGUGUUAGCGCUUAGAUGUCUUUGUUAUGAGCUGUUUUUAUGAGGAUCAACUACAAAAACAAGUCACACAAGCAGAGAAUGACCAUGUACAUAGCAAAAUAAGACUCCAGGAUGAAUGUACUGUAUCUGCCCUUAAUGUGAAAUAAAGUGGAUAUGGGGCCACAGAGAAAGUAAAAGCUAGGAGAUUAUACUGAAGGGAACGAGGGGGUUUAAAUUCCCUUCAGUGAAAAAUAAAGCAGAGCCCCAUGUUUACAAGGAGAUGUUGGCGGAUCCGUCAUGAAGGAGACAU